Messenger RNA from Gopherus evgoodei (Goodes thornscrub tortoise), 3063 nucleotides. Its product is annotated as maestro heat-like repeat-containing protein family member 2B. NCBI's taxonomy places the organism in Eukaryota, Metazoa, Chordata, Testudines, Testudinidae. Bases 957 to 2861 code for a protein of 634 amino acids. The transcript has 24 exons. The record is from RefSeq and is a predicted model, not a curated record. Gene Ontology annotation, cellular component: cytoplasm.
UGUACCCACUGCUGCAUGAGCUCACCUACCAGGCCAUGGCCUACGACCUGCUCAGCAUUGAGAACGACACCUACAAGUACGAGACGACAGGGACCAGCGACUUGUGGGAGAAAGAGGCGCUGCUGGACGAAGACAACGAACUCUAGGUGCAGCUACGGCACAUGCACAUCGCUGACAUCUCCAAGCCAACAUCGAGGACCUGUCCCAGAUGCUGAAGAAGAUGCCCCAGUACCAGAAAGAGCUGAACAAGGAAGGAGGUUUGCUGGGAAGAGAUGGGGUCUGUCUGUCAAGAAGGAGAAGAACAUCUUGGUGCACUGACUCACCAACCUUAUGAGAAGAGCUUAAAACUAAGUUCAGAGGGGGCAGGUGAAAAAAGCCACCAGGUGAAAAAAGCACAUACCUGGUCGGCAGCAGAUUAUGUGGUACGCUACAGUCACAUCGAUGUCAUAAUAGUGCUUGCACAAUCUGCACUGGCUGUCCUGGACAUGACAGACUGAGAGACCAGUUGCCUCUCAGUACGGGAGCUCUUUGGAGAAAGGACUGUCUGGAGGAAGUGUUGAGGAAAGAUUCAAACAUGAAUACAUUUGUGACUGAGCAGGAGGUAACCGACAGAGGUGUUUAUAAUGAGGUUGUUUCCCUCUUGGCACAUAUGGAUGACCAAGAUAAGGACAAAAUUGCCCUCAGGAUUGCCUGUAUAGCUGAGACCAAGCUGGCUAGCAUUGUGACAGUUCUGCUAGAGAAACUGCAACUGGAUGAGCAAAACAGAGUAGACAUUUACUAUGUCCUGGAGAAGGUAUUACAGCAGGACACCGGGGGCCUAGAGAGAAGGCUAGUGAACAAAAUAAUAACCCUAGCCUUUGACCAGAUGAGAGAGAGUCAGGUAAUCAACAAAUGAAGUCAAAGUGGCAGCUAGCAACACGUUAGUGACUCUGGCACGCUGCUAUUUCGAUCAUGUCAUGUCUGAGCUGCUCUGUCAUCUGAAACCACCAAAUCUGCCUGAAGAAUUUGUUUUAAUUACGUUGGGAAACUUGUCAUCAGCCUAUGCACUUAAGUGUAUCCCUUUUGUGAGAAUAACCCUGAACGCCAUGUUCCACAUGUUGGAGUUAGUCAAUGACAGCCGGAUGAGACAAGCAUUUUGUGGUGUUCUGGAAAAAUGGUCAAGGGCAGUAAAGCUCUUUUUGACUAACUGGGAAAAGUGCCCAUUCCCUAUAGCGGGUGAAUUGCGACUCUGCAAUCAUUUUCUUCCCAUGUAUUCUCAUGUGACCAGCAACUGGCUGACCUGUGAGGAGCCGGAGCUCAAGCAGGCAAUCAUCAAAGCCCUUGGUCCCAUGAUGAGCCUUCUGCUCCAUAAAGAGGAGUAUCGGGAUCAGAUAUUUGAAACGAUCUCAUGGCUCCUUGAACAAUAUAAGGAGGACACUCAUGUUUUUCACAUCACGAAGAGUCUGAGCCAGCUCUUGGAGGUCUCUGGUGAACAUAAGAUCCCUCUCCCUAAAGGGGAGUUUCAAGCCAUCUGCAGUGCUCUGCACAACCAGAUCUGUUCUCAAGCUAAGCCGCUCAGCACAGAAAAUCACGCAGAGCUGGUCCAUUGUAUAAUUCUGCUAGCCCGUUCUUCUCCGGAGGAUCUGAUAGCAUUUCUGCACUCCCAGCUGAAGAUUAAGAAUGAGGCUGUUUGCGUGACAUCUUUGAAUCUGCUCAGAGCUAUUGUUGAUGCUGACUUGCCCGAGACAAGACUGAAAAAGUUUCUGAUUGUGAAGGCAGUGAAAUCCACUCUGGGUGAUCAGAAUGCUACGGUGAGGACGGCAGUUCUUCAUUUCAUCCGGAAGCUGCUCAGCUUGGAAAGUGUGGAGAAUUGUGAAGCAUGGGAGAUGGUAGCACAUGUUUUCAGGGAGUUCAGUGUGUCCACCAGCAAACUGGCUAUUCAGGAAGAAAACACUAUCCAAAGCCUGUGCAUUGACAUCCUGCAAUGUCUGGACACCUCAGUCAGUGGAAUGACCCAAGUGCUAUGGCCAAGGCUUCUAGAAUAUGUGGUGCCAGCUGAGUACACUGGUACUUUGAAGCCUCUCUGCAGAUGCCUUAGGGAACUGGUUGAGAAAAAGCAGCAGGAAGGAGAAGAAGCUGCUUGCCUCGACUACGGUGGACCAGUGAAACUCCCUACACCCCAGGGGCUGCUGGCACGACUCCUGGUAGUAGCCUCAUCCCCUUAUUCAGGAGAAGGACACGGAUGUGCUGCCUUGCAGUUACUACAGGCCCUGCACCAAAAUAUCCAUGCAGCAGUGGGUGAGAUGUGGGUAGUAAAGAUCCCAUCUCUGGUGCAGUACAUUGAAGGAAACACAGAGAAUUCCCUGGACUGUGCGCGGUGGGAGCACAUGCUGCUUCAGUUCCUAAGAACAUCUCUGGAGAUGAUAGACGACAGUGCCUGGAGCAGGCAGAUAAGCCUUGAGUUGAGCCAGCAGAUGGCCGGCUACGCCAGCCCCUCCAAUGAGAAGAGUUUCCUGUAUAAGGCGCUAGGAACAUCCUUGGCAGUUUGUCAGGACCUGGUCCAUGUUAAAUCACAGCUUCAGCAAUUUCUGACAACAACAGAUUAUAUGGAAGUCCCUGAGAGACAGGGAGUCAUUUCCAUCCUCGCAUUCUCUGCUGAGAGCCAUCUGGACCUCACCUUGAACGCACUUCAGGAGUUUGGGGCUGCAAUGAGCAAGGUUAAGGUUUCUGGGUUCAUCAGCCGCCUGAAGGUAAAGGAGCCAGGGGGUUCUCUCAAACUUCCUCUCCCUCUAAAGCAGGGGCAGCAGCUCUGGGGUAGUGUCUCCUCUGGUCAGCUAGCAUUGUCCCCCAGUGUAUGCGUUCUACGUGAUGCCUGCAGUUAAGCAGAGAGAAGCACAAUCUGGAGCUGGGGUUCUCGCAAAUGAUUUUAUCAUCUGAUGUCUCAUGGCUUGAGCGCCCCUCCCAUGCACAAUGUGUGGGAACUACCUCAGUGGCUUGCAUGGAAAAGCAUUUAAGGUCUUUUUAGCGUUUUUUUUAAUCCCAGUUAGUAGCUGGAAAUGAGGAGGUGUUGCAAGCAACAUGUGG